Messenger RNA from Copidosoma floridanum, 519 nucleotides. It is a transcript of the gene sei, whose product is annotated as potassium voltage-gated channel seizure. Lineage: Eukaryota; Metazoa; Arthropoda; Insecta; Hymenoptera; Encyrtidae. Gene Ontology annotation, biological process: regulation of membrane potential; potassium ion transmembrane transport. Gene Ontology annotation, molecular function: inward rectifier potassium channel activity. Gene Ontology annotation, cellular component: plasma membrane. The record is from RefSeq and is a predicted model, not a curated record.
AUGGGUGAUAAAAAAUGUGAAGACCAGCUUUCAGAGUUGAAAAUGAUUAGAGCCAGACACAACGUUGCUCCUUUAAACAUGAAAAGUGAUAAUAGGAAACUAAAAACGUCAACGUUCAAUUCUAUAACAGGUAUGCUAAGUAGUUUGAAACGUAGUUUUCCGGAUGUCAGAAACAACAAAAGUCUUCGACGAGCACUAACUCAACACGAUUAUAGUUCUGAAAAAAGUGGCUUUUUCAGUGAAUCAGAUCAACUUCUUCAGCAAGUUGACAUGAAAUUAAACCAGUUAACUCAGCGAAUGUGUUCAGUGGAAGAAUCUAUAGCUGAUGAUAUACAUAUAAUAAUGAAUCUUUUGAGACAAACAGUUAAUUUAUCAAAAGUAGCUCCUUGUAGUAAAGCACCAGGUUCUUUUUCAGUGGUUGGACUAAAUCAUUCAACAACAAAUUUAAAGUUAGAGAACAGAGGUGAAAUAUAUAAAAAUCAGCAACCUGCAAGGCUAGACAUCCCCUGGAUGUUCUAA